Messenger RNA from Dimorphilus gyrociliatus, 1388 nucleotides. The record is from the annotation of a GenBank genome assembly. NCBI's taxonomy places the organism in Eukaryota, Metazoa, Annelida, Polychaeta, Dinophilidae.
AUCAUUUUCCCCGCCGGCUGCGAGUUGCACACUGCACUUUGUUGGUGCUGUCUUGUUUUAUAACUAGUUUUACAGCCUUAUUCUUAUUCAUCAAAGUUUAAAUAGCAAGUAAUUUUGGGGAGAUUACAAAUUUUUAUUGAAAUCUCCUGACUAAAGAAGAUUAUUUGAUAGAUUAUCCUUGAAAAGAAUCUAUUUAUCAAAAACAAAAAAUUAUAGAAAACUGACUUAUAUGAGCGGAUUCUAACUUCUGUACAAAAGUUUUUUUUUAUUCGAAACACCUGUUACAAGAACAUAAAGGCAGGCAGUCUGAGCGGCAGAGAACUUAUACUGGCAAGUUUUUGUAAUUUUCUGUUUUUAGUAAUAACUUCGGAAAAUUAAUAUGGGUUGUACGGGAAGUAAAGAGGCUGAUGAAAAGAAUAUUAACGAUAACGAACCUCAAGAUGAUCAAAUAAAAUCAGAGGAAGCCGGCAAACAGGAGAAAAUUGAUAAACCGGUAGAAGAAAUUUGUAACGAUUCAACUAAUGAGAAAGAAGAAAAACCUUCUGAGAAUGUUGAAGAAGAUGGAAAAGUAGAGAAACCUAAUCAAGCGCAGGAGGUGACCGUUAUACGGAACCCGGUUAACAAGGAUUCGCAAGGGGAAGAAGUAAGAAUAAAUGAUGCAAAAGGGUCGAAGACAGUAAUAUCGUUUGUCAGCGAAAAGGAGUUGAAGUCUACUAUAAGAGAGGAAGGAAACGAUGAGAGUAUUUGUAAGGAAACGAUUGUUCAUCAGGUUAUAAAAACUGAGGGAACAGCCAAAGGCGACGAUGAAGAUACAUUAGAAAAAAGGGUAACCAUCGAAACGGAUAAAACGAUUAAAGAAGGAGAUAAGGAAGAACAUAAGCAUUCUACUAGGAUAUUUGAUGGGGAGCAUGUAGAAGACGAAGAAAAUGAUAUUACCGAAAAGAACAAUAAAAUCGGUAUUAUCGUAACUCAAGCAACGGACGAUGAAGGCGUGGUCAGUAAAGGAGACGAGAAUGGUGGGUGAAACAAUAGCUGUAUGUUUAUAGAAGAACAGCGCUUUUUUUGUGCACUGUAUUCUAUUAACACGCUCUAAUACGCCAUCUAGUAAACUUUAAUGAACGAACCGAAAGUGAGAGAUUUCUAUUAAAUCAAUCUAUUCCCAAAAUUUUACGUCCUAUUCCCCCAAAUAUUUAUCUCUUUACCUCGUAGUCUUAUUGCCCAACCCUAAUUAAAAUUUACUACUAAUAAAGAGUAGCUUUUGCUUGAAUGAAAUUAGGCAUAUAUAAUCGUAUAUGUAUAAUUGUUAUAUUUUAAUUAAUUUGUCAACAAAGAAAGACCUAAUUUAAUUUUAAUUUAACUUUUAGGAAAGUUAAUUAAAAAAGUUGAAG